Corticium candelabrum is the source of this 1549-nucleotide messenger RNA. RefSeq lists its product as uncharacterized. Lineage: Eukaryota; Metazoa; Porifera; Homoscleromorpha; Homosclerophorida; Plakinidae. The transcript has 3 exons. The record is from RefSeq and is a predicted model, not a curated record. The coding region runs from base 684 to 1166 and encodes 160 amino acids.
GCUGGUCUUAACAAGAAGGUGUUUCCCAACAUUCAAUGGGUUGCUGACGUGUUGGCCACCUUUGUCACAGUUCUGGAUCACUCAAGGAUUCCUCCUCGAUUGUGGAAUGAUCUCAAGAACCUUCACAAUGAAGGCAUAAUGUCAUGGGAUCUUGCUAAGUAUCUGAUGCAGAAGGCAGGAGUAGAAGUAGCUAACUAUGAUGUCAUUCUCAUACUUUUGCAGUUGUUUAACAUCAUUUCAGGAUCAUGUUUGGCUGUUUCAUCAGUCAGUGUGGAUGUUAAUGUUCAAUGUCAUCAAAAAUUUUUGUUCCCUCCAUGGUCAUGAGGGAAUUCAUCAGCAACUCAUUUGCUUACCAAUCAGCUCUCUGCUCUUCUACAACUCCCCCACCCUUGUUCAUCAUUCCCAAGGGCUUCAAUGCUUUUCUGAAGCCUUUGUUUUACCGAUUUGUUACUCGCAUGAUCAGCAAGUACUCAAAGGGCCCACAGCUUAGCAGAAACCAGGUGAUACUUCAUCUUUGUAAGGAUGUGGAUUUGGAGUUGGUCUACACUGUGAAAGCUGUCAUUAUUACCGUGUACUGUCCAUUAAGCUCUAAACAGUUGCCUACAGAUGGAGUGCUUCGUCCACUAUGUGAUGGAGUAAGAGUGACUCUCAUAGAACAACUCACACUGGCCAAAGAAUGAGGAAUGGAUGGUUUUCAGUUUGAGGUGUGUAUUCAUGAUGCCAUUGAUGAAGCUUCAAUAGAAUAUAAUCCUCAAUGUUUGGCUUCACUGGAUGAAUAUCCAGGCGAUGAAAUACUGCUUGACAAACAACACAAAUGCAUUUGUUGUCCAGCUAAACUCGAUGUUUGGUAUCACAACAUUCUUCCCAGUCAUAGCGUUGAAGCAGCUGCUGACGAUGCCUAUGAUCCCGAUCAGGUUUUGUCUGUUGUAUUACAAGAAGGUAUAGAUUGUUGGCUGUCUAUUGGGUUGAAGAUGGCAUUUACAACAAGUCAAAUUAACGAUAAGACGAAUGACAUUUCUCUUGGUGCUGACAAGUUCCGGGUUUUGUUUGAAGCAAAAGCACAAGAGGUAGGACGAUAUGAGGCAGUCAAACGACUGUUAACAGCAUGUCGUACCAUUCUGUAUCCAAUCAUUGGAGCAGUAAUGAAUCAAUUGACAGGAGAUUAAGGAACUGUAGCACCUCAGCAGGUGCCCCUGUCUCAACAGCUUGAAGUGUCAAUGAUGGUAGAAAGGAAAAUUUGUAGGAAACACUUGGUUGCCGUGGCUAACGCAAUUGGCAGUCAGUGGAAAGAAUUUGCCACACGGCUUGCUCCAGAGAAGUUUACUAUGUCUUCAAUCAGUACAGUCGAACAGGAACGAAGAUCAUUGCUUGAGCAAGUCCAUAGAAUGUUGGAUGAUUGGACCAACGAUUUACAUAAAACGCGACUUGUCAUUUGAUUGUUGUAACAUUUCUGAGCAUGAAAAUGAGAGCUCAAGCAAAUUUUAUUUUUGGGACUGAUGUGGUAGAGUAUGUUGAACGUAACCAAUAGCUGAAGAAGCAAGAAGCGAGG